AUAUGUUGGUUAGUCAUAGGAUAAAGGCUACUAGAAAAGUUGCACUACUGGUAUAUUUCCCAAUUAGAUGGUAGUAGUGCCAUGCUUUCUUCUAGUGUUACAACUCCAAUAUUAAAAUUUAGCCUUAUUCUUUCCUUGGUUAGCUGCUGUCACAGGCAAAGUCAGCCAGGGAAAGGAGUCAGAGGUUAAAAACAUUUACCACUCGGCGUCAUUGAUUAAGAAAACCUCAUUGUGGCACUUCAGCAUUCUUCCUAACAGGCUAUUUGCUUGAUGGAGCAAUGACCUGUAGUGAUUCUAUCAGCAGUUAUCUGUGCCCUACAUUGCAGUGGUCACACGGGGGUCAUAAAGAGUCGGCAUACACGCUCUCUACUCCCAAACAUGAUAUAAUCUAGCCAUGCAGGUGGGGAGGAGUUCUAGAGUGGAGUUUUGUGUAGUUGGGAGGAACAAUGGACACAGGAUCAGAAGACAUGGGUUCAGGUAUUGAUUUUUGUCUCUCAACAUCUGUGUGUGUUGGGCGAGUCCCUAAACAGAGCUAAUCCUCGGUCUCCGCAUCUGAAGAGAGAUGGUAAUCCUUGUCUUCCCCGCUCCACUGGAUGGUGAUGAAAAUAAAGAUACCACCUAUGAUUUAGUGAAGAAACAGAAUCACACUUUGCUGAGUGAGUUCACCUUCCAGGGCUGCUCCAGCUUCCGUGGCCACCAGCUCACCCUCUUUGUCGUGCUCCCUGUACUGUACAUAUUCCCCCGGGCAGGCAGUAUCAUCAUCGUGGCCAUCGCUAGCCUUGAUCGCCACCUCCACAGCCCCAUGUACUUCUUCCUCGGUGUGCUGUCAGCUUCAGAGACCACGUACACACUUGCCACUAUACCGCUCCGUGACCUCACAGGCCCGGGCCAGCCCAUCUCCGGGGCAGCCUGUGCCACCCAGAUGUUCUUCUUCAUCACUCUGGCCAUCAACAACUGCUUCCUGCUCGCAGCGAUGGGGUACGACCACUAUGUGGCCAUCUGCAACCCCUUGAGGUACACGGUCAUCAUGAACAGGAGGGUGUGCUUCCAGUUGGUGUGGGGGGUGAGCAUUGGCCUAAUUGUAGCCAUGACCCAGGUGCUGGCUGUGUUCAGGCUGCCCUUCUAUACCACAAAGGUGGCCCACUUCUUCUGUGACAUCAGACCUGUGAUGAAGCUCUCCUGCAUUGACACGACCCUCAAUGACAUCCUGACUUUGAUCACCAGUGUGCUGGUGAUCCUGGUGCCCAUGGGCCUGGUCUUCACCUCCUACGUCCUCAUCAUCUCCACCAUCCUCAGGAUCACCUCGGCUGAGGGCCGGAAGAAGGCCUUUGCCACCUGCGCCUCCCACCUCACGGUGGUCAUCGUCCACUACGGCUGCGCCUCCAUUGCCUACGUCAAGCCCAGCUCAGAGAACUCCCGGGAUCAGGACCAGCUGAUCUCGGUGACCUACACCGUCAUCACCCCCCUGCUGAACCCCGCGGUGUACACCCUGAGGAACAAGGAGGUCAGGGAUGCCCUGUGCAGGGUCACGGGCAGGAAGCUUUCCUGACAAGAUGGGCUUCCGUGAAGGUCUUAGGAGAUUCUCUCAGGAGGGAAAAGCGGAACAGUGCCCACAGUCCUUGGAGUUGCCAUUCAGGAGCCUACAAAGCAGUG
Molecule: messenger RNA, 1653 nt
Organism: Manis javanica (Malayan pangolin)
Lineage: Eukaryota; Metazoa; Chordata; Mammalia; Pholidota; Manidae
Source: RefSeq, a predicted model, not a curated record